CCACAUCUGCUUCUCAGACAUCUCCAGGACCAGUGUGGAGCCUGUCAGAUCCUCUCCCCUUGAGCCUUCUCUCAGCCUCUUCCCACGGGCUUACAAAGACUUAUUCCAAGCAGACACAGGAUAGGGGAAUCUUCAGAUUCCAGUGGGGCGGAACCGAGCUUUCCUCCUCCUGCCCUAUGAGGUUGGACAACGCUGCAGCUGCUACCUUGGCUAGUUUCAGUUUCAUUUCCUAGUUUGAAUAUUAAAGGAAACUGAACCGUGCUGAGUCUCAGAAGGACCAUGGAAGAGGAUCUCCAACUCUGCACAAACUGUGAAAAGAAGGUGCCCUCGGCCUACUUCUUCCUCCAUGAGGCCCACUGUCUGAGGUUUCGAGCCAUCUGUCCAGAAUGCAAGGAGGUCAUCCUGAAAGAAGAGUUAAAGGACCACCAAGAGAAUGGACACAAGCAGGUCCAGUGCAGUCUGUGUCUACAAAGCAUGCAGAAACAUCUGCUAGAAGCUCAUGAGGCUGAGUGUCCUGAGCGCCUCAUCCCUUGUGAAUUCUGUGAACUGGCAGUGCCACUCAGCCACCUGGAAGAGCAUGAGACCAGCUGUGGCAGCCAGACAGCGCCCUCCCUCACCCGUCAGCAGCCUGUCCUCCCUGCACAGCCGGCCAGCCAGGAAGCCCACUGCAUGGACAAGUCUAAAAAGUCCAGGAAAGCUCCCAGAAAGAAAGUUAGCUGCCCAAAGUGCCCAGAAGACAAUCCAGAAGCAAAGUUUUCCCAGCAUUGGGAUGAAUGCCACAGGUUCAGGGGGCUGAUGAAAUCCUUUGAUGCCUGCCUGCCAAAAAAGCCCGAACAGCCUUCUCCUGUCCCGUGGGAUCCAGAACCAGCUGAGGCACCUGUGGGAGAGAAGGUUGUCCGUCCAAAGAAAGAAAGUCGCACGUUUAAAAUGCCACUGAGCUCCUGGCCUGCCCAGGGCCAGAAAGAAAACGAGUACGAUGUUCUGGAAGGCUGCGCCCAUUGCCACAUCCUGCUUCCUCUGCCUGUGCUGAAGCAGCAUGAGGAGAAGUGCCGACGCUUGGCUUCUCAGAGCAAUGGAAGAUUCUGAAAUAGAGCAUUCCUGGUGGAUCUGGAAAAUUCCUGACCUGAAGGAGGAGGUCCUCUGAAGAUCCCCAUUGCUUUCUGCCUGCCUGCCUGGGCUUUGCUGUGUAUUAUCCAUUAGGCUUUUGUUUUUAAGAGAAAAGUCCUUACACAUAAAGGGUGAUACCAUAAGCAAAUUAA
Molecule: messenger RNA, 1259 nt
Organism: Vombatus ursinus (common wombat)
Lineage: Eukaryota; Metazoa; Chordata; Mammalia; Diprotodontia; Vombatidae
Gene: XAF1
Product: XIAP associated factor 1
Exons: 7
Coding region: 280-1086 (268 amino acids)
Biological process (GO): apoptotic process
Molecular function (GO): zinc ion binding
Source: RefSeq, a predicted model, not a curated record